Echinops telfairi (small Madagascar hedgehog) is the source of this 2949-nucleotide messenger RNA. It is a transcript of the gene CAPN2, whose product is annotated as calpain 2. The transcript has 21 exons. Gene Ontology annotation, molecular function: calcium ion binding; calcium-dependent cysteine-type endopeptidase activity. The coding region runs from base 1 to 2103 and encodes 700 amino acids. NCBI's taxonomy places the organism in Eukaryota, Metazoa, Chordata, Mammalia, Afrosoricida, Tenrecidae. The record is from RefSeq and is a predicted model, not a curated record. Gene Ontology annotation, biological process: proteolysis. Gene Ontology annotation, cellular component: cytoplasm.
AUGGCUGGAGUCGCGGCCCGGCUGGCGCGGGAUCGGGAGGCGGCCGACGGGGUGGGCUCCCACGAGCGGGCCAUCAAGUACCUCAACCAGGACUACGAGGCGCUGCGGGACGAAUGCCUGGAGGCCGGCACCCUCUUCCAGGACCCCUCCUUCCCUGCCGUCCCUGCCGCGCUGGGCUUCAAGGAGCUGGGACCCUACUCCAGCAAAACCCGGGGCAUCGAGUGGAAGCGGCCCACGGAGAUCUGCGCGGAUCCCCAGUUCAUUGUGGGCGGAGCCACACGCACAGACAUCUGCCAAGGCGCCCUGGGUGACUGUUGGCUGCUGGCAGCCAUUGCCUCCCUCACCUUGAAUGAAGAAGUCCUGGCUCGGGUCGUGCCCUUGGACCAGAGCUUCCAGGAAAACUACGCGGGCAUCUUCCGCUUCCAGUUCUGGCAGUACGGCGAGUGGGUGGAGGUGGUGGUGGACGACAGGCUGCCCACCAAGGAUGGGGAGCUGCUCUUCGUGCACUCGGCCGAGGGGAGCGAGUUCUGGAGCGCCCUGCUGGAGAAGGCCUAUGCCAAGGUCAACGGGUGUUACGAGGCGCUCUCGGGGGGCUCCACCACCGAGGGCUUCGAGGACUUCACCGGAGGCAUCGCUGAGUGGUACGAGCUGAAGAAGGCCCCUCCCAACCUCUUCAAGAUCGUCCAGAAGGCGCUGGAGAAGGGCUCUCUCCUGGGCUGCUCCAUUGAUAUCACCAGCGCAGCGGACUCAGAGGCCGUCACCUUCCAGAAGCUGGUGAAGGGACACGCGUACUCGGUCACCGGAGCCGAGGAGGUUGAAAGCAAUGGAAGCCUACAGAAACUGAUCCGCAUCCGGAAUCCCUGGGGGGAAGUGGAGUGGACCGGGAAGUGGAAUGACAACUGCCCGAACUGGAACACUGUAGACCCCGACGUGAGGGAACAGCUGACCAGGCGGCACGAAGAUGGAGAGUUCUGGAUGUCUUUCGGCGACUUCCUGAGGCACUAUUCCCGCCUGGAGAUCUGCAACCUGACUCCCGACACACUCACCUGCGAGUCCUACAAGAAGUGGAAGCUCACCAAGAUGGAUGGGAACUGGAGGCGGGGCUCCACUGCCGGAGGCUGCAGGAACUACCCGAAUACGUUCUGGAUGAACCCCCAGUACCUGGUCAAGCUGGAGGAGGAGGAUGAGGACCAGGAGGACGGGGAGAGCGGCUGCACCUUCCUGGUGGGCCUGAUCCAGAAGCACCGGCGGCGGCAGAGGAAGAUGGGGGAGGACAUGCACACCAUCGGCUUCGGCAUCUAUGAGGUUCCGGAGGAGUUCUCUGGGCAGACCAACAUCCACCUCAGCAAGAACUUCUUCCUGACGCACCGAGCGAGGGAGCGCUCGGAUACCUUCAUCAACCUCCGGGAGGUGCUCAACCGCUUCAAGCUGCCUCCGGGAGAGUACAUCCUGGUGCCGUCCACCUUCGAGCCCAACAAGGAUGGGGACUUCUGCAUCCGGGUCUUUUCUGAAAAGAAAGCGGACUACGAAGUUGUUGACGAUGAGAUUGAGGCCAACCUUGAAGAGAUUGACGCCAGCGAGGACGACAUUGACGAUGGGUUCCGGAGGCUGUUUGCCCAGCUGGCAGGGGAGGAUGCGGAGAUUUCGGCCUUCGAGCUGCAGACCAUCCUGAGAAGAGUCCUCGCCAAGCGCCAAGAUAUCAAGUCUGAUGGCUUCAGCAUCGAGACCUGCAAAAUCAUGGUCGACAUGCUAGACUCUGAUGGAAGCGGGAAGCUGGGGCUGAAGGAGUUCUACAUUCUCUGGACGAAGAUUCAAAAGUACCAAAAAAUUUACCGGGAAAUCGAUGUGGACAGGUCUGGAACCAUGAAUUCCUAUGAGAUGCGGAAAGCAUUAGAGGAAGCAGGUUUCAGGCUGCCCUGUCAACUCCACCAAGUCAUCGUGGCUCGGUUUGCAGAUGACCAGCUCAUCAUCGAUUUUGACAAUUUUGUGCGGUGUCUGGUGCGCCUGGAGACACUCUUCAAGAUAUUCAAGCAGCUGGACCCUGAGAACACCGGGACGAUAGAGCUCGACCUGAUCUCCUGGCUCUGCUUUUCUGUACUCUGAGGUCAGCCACCCCGCCUGCCUGACAACUUCUAAAGAAAGAAAACCCAGGACCCAGCUUCCACAAAGGAAGACUUGUUAUCUGGACCUUGAAACUAUGAGAACAUUUACUUAACUGAGUAUUAUAGCAAACCGUGGAUACUGCCUUGAGAUAGCAGCACUUUCAGAUAGCCUAGUAAAAGCUUUACUUAUCAUCCUACUAUUCACCCAAGUAAGCUUGAAACCUGUAAAUAGUAUAUACUUUUUACUCUGCCACACGCUGCAAUACUAAGGAUAAAAUGCAGGGAGGAGUUGUUAGCCUGAAGGGACACACAGGCCUUUGAUGGGGACAAUGAAAGCAACCAUGGCAGAUGCCACAGCUGCAAUCUAAAAUCAGACAGCUGCCCGGUCAUUGCCAUGUCCCUUGAGCAAAUCGGGGGAAGUGAUAUCAGCAAGGGAUGUCGUCCCAGGUGCACAAUCUCCCCUCUACAAUUCAGGUCACACCCGAGUGCAGUUUGAUAGAAUACAGUAAAAGCCGGUCCUUGAGCUUGUAUUUGGCCUCCUGCACAUCGCUGUCAGAGACACCGAAUGCCGCCCUGAUGGUCCAGCGAAGCCCCCACAUCAAGACCAGGUGUCCAGCUGGGAACCCACAGGAUGGAGGCGCAGAUGCUGUUUGGGCCGCCUGAACACUUCCCACAUCCAGGGUCCCUGCAUGCGGUCGGGGACAUCGCGGAUGGGGCCUGUGGACUCUGGCAAGCCUGUUCUCUGGCUUUACCUUGGGAAAAACGCUAGCAACGCGCUAAAAUACCGCCUGUAGCCUUAUCUUCCGAAUGUCCUGUUCAAUAAAGAGGCCCGUGCGAUUGCCUCGGC